CAACCAAUGGAUAAUAAUAUAAAAUCAUAAAACCAUAAACCCUCUUUCUACUCUUUUCUCAUACAGUUUUUCAUUUUUGCUUCAAUGGCUUCUGCUUUGUCAGUGAACUCUUCGAUCUCUCCACGGCUUUUGCAAUCUUCUUCUUGCACCGAACGCCUUUUCAUAGCCCAUCCGACACCUUUCAAUCUUCUGCGGCCACGCCAGUCUUCUUACCUUUCUACGCUGGCUUUCUCUCGCCGCCGAAACAGCACCCCUGCAACCAUUUCUGCGAAGAAAAAGAAAGUGAAGAAAGGAUUAGUGGAGGAGGAUGAUUUUGAUGGAGACCCUUUUGAAGCACUGUUCAGUCAGCUGGAAGAAGACCUUAAAAAUAAUAAUUCAGAUACGGAAGAUGAUGACGACGAUGAUGAGAUAAAGGAGGAAGACGUUGAUAGGCUUGCAACUGAGUUGGCGGAAGCACUUGGGGAUUUCGAUUUUGAAGCUGAUGAUGCUGAAGAAGAAGAUGAAGAGCCUGUGCAGCUUAAGAAUUGGCAGCUUCGAAAAUUGGCUGCUGUUCUCAAAGUUGGCCGCCGUAAAAGUAAUAUUAAAACUCUUGCUGCAGAACUAUGUCUUGAUAGGGCUGUGGUCCUAGAAUUGCUCCGUGAGCCUACUCCGGAGCUUCUAAUGAUGAGUGCUACUUUACCUGAUGAACCUGUUAAGAGGGAACCGGUGCUUGAAACCAAACAUAUAGAAACUAAUGCUUUGGAGACAACAGUGGAUGCUGUGAAAUAUGAGCCCGAGGAGUCCAAGGUGAAAGAGCCCGUCCAUGUGAUGCAACACAGAUGGUCUGCCCGAAAGAGACUGAAAAAAGUGCAAGUUGAAACCCUUGAAAAAGUUUAUAGAAGAUCGAAGCGGCCUACUAAUGCAAUGAUUAGCAGCAUCGUGCAAGUUACAAAUUUGCCCCGAAAAAGAGUUGUAAAAUGGUUUGAGGAUAAGCGCAAUGAGGAUGGAAUUCCUGAGCAUCACCAGCCAUAUCAGAGGUCUGUUUCUGAAACAGUCUCUUCUGAUUGAAACACUCUGUAUAUUUGGCAUCCAGAACAGUACGUAUGACAUCGUAUCAGACAUUUGGUGCCUUUUUAUGUGCUUCUUAGGCUCAUUAAAAGGAACUGAAAUGUAACAGUGUCAAUGUCAAAGCUCCCAAAAUGAGUGUCUUCCUUUAUGCAACUUUAUUUAUGCACUGGAAUAUGUAACUAGUCUUUAUUUACUUAAGAGCCCCAUAUUGCCUGUUUCAAGCAAGAUGUAUUUGGUUAGUUAAGACUUCAUAUGAAGUACCAGUCUGAUAUUUGAAUGAGUUUUUAUAUUGAACCUUUAAUGUGAGGAAGUUUAUAUAUUGGACCUUCAAUGUGAGGCAAACCACCAUGUUUCUGUUAAAUGCUAAUAUCACUUUAACUGU
Durio zibethinus is the source of this 1429-nucleotide messenger RNA. It is a transcript of the gene OCP3, whose product is annotated as overexpressor of cationic peroxidase 3. The record is from RefSeq and is a predicted model, not a curated record. Gene Ontology annotation, biological process: regulation of transcription by RNA polymerase II. Gene Ontology annotation, molecular function: DNA binding; DNA-binding transcription factor activity, RNA polymerase II-specific. NCBI's taxonomy places the organism in Eukaryota, Viridiplantae, Streptophyta, Magnoliopsida, Malvales, Malvaceae. Gene Ontology annotation, cellular component: nucleus.